Molecule: messenger RNA, 2517 nt
Organism: Nezara viridula (southern green stink bug)
Lineage: Eukaryota; Metazoa; Arthropoda; Insecta; Hemiptera; Pentatomidae
Source: the annotation of a GenBank genome assembly
AAGACCCUGACUUGGAGAACCGAGAUUACAUCAGAAGCCGGUGGCCCUUCACGAGAGUAGGUUCAGAUGAUAAUUGCACCAGUCGGCUCUAGCUGCUUCCAGCGCGAGUGAUGUCCGCAUUCCUCUCCCUCACAGUUCUUCUGUCUCUUCAGUUGUAUUCAUUUAUUUCGGCUCAGACAGUAAUCACCAAGACACGAUCGUUUGAAGUUGACUAUGACAACAAUCGCUUUUUAAAAGAUGGCUUACCAUUCAGUUAUGUUUCUGGAGAGAUGCAUUAUUUCAGAAUUCCUAAGGUUUACUGGAGGGAUCGGUUAGAAAAAUUGAAAGCUAUAGGAUGUGACACAGUUUGCACGUAUGUAGAAUGGAGCCACCAUGAACCAUCACCAGGAAACUAUCUUUUUACUGGGGAACAGGAUAUUUCUGAAUAUCUCAAUAUAGCUCAAGAACUUGGUUUAAAUGUAAUUUUGAGACCAGGUCCAUACAUAUGUGCAGAAAGAGACUUUGGUGGCUAUCCAGCUUGGCUUUUGACAAAGAACCCAAAAAUGAAACUAAGAACAUCCGAUCCAACUCAUACAUUUUUUGUUGCCAAGUGGUUGAAAGUAUUAAUGGAAAAAAUUCAGCCUCACCUGUACGGGAAUGGAGGAAACAUUAUAAUGGUUCAGGUUGAAAACGAAUAUGGAAGUUAUCCAGUAAAUGAUGCUAAUUAUUUAAUAUGGCUAAGAGACUUGUUGAGAAGCUACGUUGGUGUUGCAGCAGUGUUGUUUACAACUGAUGGUCCUUCAGCUAGUAUGGUUUCAAGAGGAAGAAUUCCUGGUGUUUUCUCUACUAUCGACUUUGGACCAACAAGCAAUUCAAUGGAUAAUAUGUUUCGUGAACUAAGAAAAAUACAGCCAAAUGGUCCUCUGGUCAACUCAGAAUUUUAUGUUGGAUGGAUCUCAUAUUGGGGGCGACCAUUAUCUCAGACUGAUACUGUUCCAAUUGUAAACACAAUCAAAUCUCUUAUGAAAAAUAAUGUUUCUUUCAGCAUGUACAUGCUGCACGGAGGAACAAACUUUGGUUUCACGGCAGGAUCUGGAAGUGAUUCUCAUUACAUUGCUGAUAUCACUUCAUAUGAUUAUGACUCACCCAUUUCUGAAGCUGGUGACUUGACUCCUAAAUAUGAAGCUAUUCGGGACAUAAUCUUAAAGAUGCGUAAUAUUUCUACUCCAUUAACCAUAGAAAAAGUAAAAAAGAAGGGUAAUUACGGAAAAGUUGAACUGAAGCCUAUUUGUUCACUGUUCAGUUGUCCAAUAGGGAUUGAAUACCCCAGUUCUGAAUAUCCUGUGACGUUUGAGGCUCUUGGCCAAAGAUAUGGAUUUGUCUCAUACUCAACACCCCUGGAAAUAGAUCCACAAGAUCCUUCGGUAUUGCAAGUGAAUGUCAGGGAUAGGGCAAUUAUUUAUCUUGAUGACGUUGAAGCUGGAACAUUGCAAUACACUGUUAUUAAUGAAUUGCCCUUACCACCGAGAUUCAAAAAAGGACAACAUUUAAGACUUUUGAUAGAAAAUAUGGGAAGGAGGAAUUAUGAUAUGCUUUCUGAUUGUACAAAAGGGCUUGUAGAUAAUGCAACUGUUGAUGGCAGUAUCUUGAAAAAUUGGCAGAUAAAAGGUUAUCCAUUCAAUGCAGAAGACAUAGCUGUGAUUGAUGGCUUAGAACCAACUGAGAAUGUUUCUUUUCCCGCUAUAUUUAGAGGGCAGUUCACUUUAAAAAAAAAUGAAGAACCUUUGGAUACAUUUGUUUCUAUGAAAAAUUGGGGAAAGGGCAUUGUUUUUGUAAAUGAAUAUAAUCUUGGCCGGUACUGGCAGAUUGGACCACAGGUGACACUCUAUGUUCCUGCCUGCUAUUUGCGAAAAUAUCCUGCAAACAAUACUGUGACUGUUGUGGAACUUCACUAUUCUAACCCUGAUGCAUCAGUUACUCUUAUAGACAAACCUAUUUUUUCAAAACCUAAAAAGCUGUUAUGAAAAAUAUUUUAAAGUAUAAUGAUAAUAAUAUUUUUAAGUUUCAAAUAUGUUUCAUAGGUUGUGAAUUUCAGAUAUGAAGAAAUUAUGAUAUUAGAACAAAAAAGAUAGAUUCAUCACUUGUACUUUGACUAUUGUGAUUUUGCUCAGGGCUAUUAUUGAAAAUAAAUGUACUGUUUUUUAAAUUUUUGUUAAAUAUAAAACAAAGUAGUUAUUAAAUUGAAAAGUUAUUCAUUUUGGAUAAAAAACUUUUUACAAAUCAUAAAAUAUUUUUAAUCAUUAUUACUAUAUUUUAUUAAAUAUUUUCUAAAUCAAUAAUGAUCAAUCAACUGUGUGGAAGACUACCUGCAUACCUCAAUGAAAACUGAGAACUGAAUUUAAACUUUUAUUUUAAUAAAAAAAACUUUUAUUUUAAUAAAAAAACUUUUAUUUUAUUUUACAUAUUACAUAUCAUUGGUUUGCAGCAAAAUUCAUUAAGUAUAUUUUAGAUGGGCCUAAACAUGUAAAUACAUUUUUG